GCUGGCCAUUGCACGCUCAGAACCCAAGGAGAAGGCAUAUAUAACAAACAACUCUUGCUGGCCAUUGCACGCUCAGAACCCAAGGAGAAGGCAUGAAGUGGCUUGGAAUCCUCGGGCUGGUGGCCCUCUCAGAGUGCCUAGUCACAAUCCCUCUGACAAGGGUCAAGUCCAUGCGAGAAAACCUCAGGGAGAAAGACAAGCUGAAAGAUUACCUGGAGAGCCAUCCCUACAACCUGGCCUACAAGUCUGAUGACUCCGCAGAUCCGGACUCGGCGACACAUUUUGUGCCCAUGAGGAACUACCUGGAUCUGGCCUACGUUGGCAUCAUCAGCAUCGGAACGCCCCCCCAGGAGUUCAAGGUCAUCUUUGACACGGGCUCGUCUGACCUGUGGGUGCCCUCCAUCUACUGCUCUAGCCCUGCCUGCGCUACUCACAACGUCUUCAACCCUGUGCGGUCCUCCACCUGCCGCGUCUCGGACCGGUCCAUCCACCUCCAGUACGGCUCUGGCAUGAUGUCAGGAUUUCUCGCCUACGACACCGUCCGGUUCGGGGGCCUCGUCGACGUGGCCCAGGCGUUCGGCCUGAGCCUGCAGGAGCCUGGCAGGUUCAUGGAAUACGCAGUUUUCGACGGCAUCCUGGGCCUGGCCUACCCCAGCCUCAGCCUCAGAGGGACCAUCCCCGUCUUCGACAACUUGUGGAAACAGGGUCUCAUUUCUCAGGAGGUCUUUGCCUUCUACUUGAACAAAAAGGAGGAGGAGGGCAGCGUGGUGAUGUUCGGCGGCGUGGACCACUCCUACUAUAACGGAGACCUCAACUGGGCACCGGUGUCCAAACAGCUCUACUGGCAGUUAUCUAUGGACAGCAUCUCCAUGAACGGGGAGGUUAUUGCUUGUAAUGGUGGCUGCCAGGCCAUUAUUGAUACCGGAACCUCGCUGCUGAUUGGUCCACCUGACGUUAUCCUAGACAUCCAGAAGAUCAUCGGUGCCAACGAGUCCCACAGCGGCGAGUACCUAAUUGACUGCGAUGCCAGCAACACUCUGUCUGACAUCGUCUUCACCAUCAACGGCAUCGACUACCCAGUGCCAGCGAGUGCCUACAUCCAGGAGGGUCCUGACAGCACCUGCUUCAGCAGCUUUGACAGUCUCAGAGGCAGCUUGCUCACCUCAGACUCCUGGAUCCUGGGUGAUGUCUUCCUGAGGUUGUAUUUCACCGUCUUCGAUCGAGCAAACAACAGGAUCGGCAUGGCUCCGGCAGUGUGAAUGCUGGGGCUGCUCCAGGAAGCAACCAUGCCCACCCCAGACGUGGGCGUGCAUGCUCUCUCUCACACACACACACACACACACACACACACACACACACACACUCAGGGCAUUCCUGCCCAGGGGCUAGCUUGAACUGUGUCUUCUGCUAUGCAAAGCCCUGCUCUCAGUGGAGAAUAAAAGACCUCAUUUUCCACGGUGCUAAUAUGAA
This is a messenger RNA of Hyaena hyaena (striped hyena), 1470 nucleotides long. RefSeq names its product pepsin F-like. NCBI's taxonomy places the organism in Eukaryota, Metazoa, Chordata, Mammalia, Carnivora, Hyaenidae. Gene Ontology annotation, biological process: proteolysis. Bases 93 to 1259 code for a protein of 388 amino acids. The transcript has 9 exons. Gene Ontology annotation, molecular function: aspartic-type endopeptidase activity. The record is from RefSeq and is a predicted model, not a curated record.